AUGACCAAAGCGGAGAGGCAGGCAUCCGGGUUGGGGAAGGGGCUCGGGCCCGGCGUGUCAAAAGCGGCUGGCCGUUCCUUACUGUGCCCCUGUCCCCAGGCGGCCGCCCAUCUGCUCACUGUCACCACAGCUGAGCGAGUGCUGCGAGCGAGGACAGAGGCAGUCCCCGGCGGCGGGGCCCUUGGCAGUGCCGCCUGGGCCUGCUCCCUGGGGGUCGGGCACCUGAGUCAUCUGGACAGUGGGGGGACAGCCUUCUGUCCCCAGAACCGAAGGCGACACUGGCUGCCGCCUCUGCGGCAGGGGUUCAAGAAGCCCUUUGGCCGAACGUCUGCUCGUCCCGAGGGACCGUCUUCAAGGUUUUCUUGGAGAGAAGCUGUCAUAGCAACACCGCAGCUGCGGAGAGGAAGAGUGUCCCCACGGAUUCCGGAGCACGUGUGGGGCCUGGGAACGCGGCGGGCGGGGGCAGCCGAGCGGGAGGGAAGAUGCAGGGUGGUCCUCUCCGGGAUGCGCACGGGAGGGGGAUGGCGGAGUCUCCACCCGACCCGGAGGGCCAGGGGAAGAGGGGAGGCUCCGAGGGACCAAGGCCGGGCCUGGAUGGCACCCGCGGGAGGGAAGGCAGCUGCGGGGUGUUUGCUGCUGCGGGCGCACUUCCGCCGCUUUCCGGCGGGGGGCGCUCCCGAGGGGGGUUUGCAACCGCCUCCCCUCCAGAGCGCCCGCCUGCGCUCAGCAGCGGGAUCUCCCCGCGGGCUCCUUUCGGCACUUGGUGAAUGGUAAACGAUUGUUAAAAUUAUUUGUUAUUUUUAAAUUACAGUUGACAUAAAGCAUGAUAUUAGUUUCAGGUGUACGCCCCAGUGAUUCGACAUUACAUAACUCGCUGAGCGAUCACCCUGAGAAAUGCAGCGCCCACCUGACACCACGCACAGUUGUUAGAACUUUAUGGACGCUGUUCCCAGUGCUCCGCGGCCCGGGCCCGGACGGUUCUGUGACCGCCAGACUGUGCUCCUCACCCCCGCACCUUUUCCCCCGGCCCCCAACCCCGGCCCCGGCCCAUCAGGCAGCCUCCAAGUGUUCUCUGUGUUCAUGAGUCUGUUUUUGU
Phyllostomus hastatus (greater spear-nosed bat) is the source of this 1096-nucleotide messenger RNA. RefSeq lists its product as uncharacterized. NCBI's taxonomy places the organism in Eukaryota, Metazoa, Chordata, Mammalia, Chiroptera, Phyllostomidae. The transcript is spliced from 4 exons. The record is from RefSeq and is a predicted model, not a curated record. The coding region runs from base 1 to 774 and encodes 257 amino acids.